This is a messenger RNA of Plasmodium gaboni, 373 nucleotides long. RefSeq lists its product as hypothetical. The annotation marks the transcript as partial. The record is from RefSeq and is a predicted model, not a curated record. The transcript has a single exon. NCBI's taxonomy places the organism in Eukaryota, Apicomplexa, Aconoidasida, Haemosporida, Plasmodiidae.
AAAUAAUAAUAUGUUCAAUACAAAUAAUAAUAUGUUCAAUACAAAUAAUAAUAUGUUCGGUUCAAAAAGUAGUUUAUUAGGAACAAAUAAUAAUAAUAAUAUAUCGAAUAAUUCAUUAUUAAAUAAUAAUACAUCUAACAAUAAUAUGUUCAAUAAUAAGCUAUUUCAAAAUACAAAUAAUAAUUUUAUAUCCAGCACGAAUACGAAUAUGACAAAAAAUACAUUUAGUAUGAAUACGAAUAUGUCAAAUAAUAAUAUAUUUCAAAAUAAUAACAAUAAUAAUAAUAAUAAUAUAUUUCAACAGAAAACUACCACAUCCAAUUUUAAUAGUGUCUUUAAUUCAUCAAAUAAAAAUAACUUGUUUUCAAGAUAA